Molecule: messenger RNA, 2903 nt
Organism: Drosophila sechellia
Lineage: Eukaryota; Metazoa; Arthropoda; Insecta; Diptera; Drosophilidae
Gene: AMPdeam
Product: AMP deaminase
Exons: 11
Coding region: 268-2724 (818 amino acids)
Biological process (GO): AMP metabolic process; IMP salvage
Cellular component (GO): cytosol
Molecular function (GO): AMP deaminase activity
Source: RefSeq, a predicted model, not a curated record
CCGAUCCGAACCGACAGUUGCCCAAAGACAUUGCCCCAGAGCAGAAUCUCGAGCAGAGCGGCGACACCUGUCAACGGGGGAAUUACAUAAAAAAAAAAACAAACACACACAAACACUCAACAUUUUCACAACUCAGAAAUCAGUAAUAAACACCGGAAAAAAAUCGAAAUAAAUCUCAAAUCGAAAAAACGCGAAACACGCAUUUGGAUUAGCCGAUAGCCAAUAUAGACGUUCAGGAUCCCAGGAUCCAGGAUCUCAAUUGCCGAGAUGUCGUACCGCGGAAUGCUGAGCACCUCGGACGGUUCCCCCGUCGAGCUGCGCGUCCAGGAUGUGGACUCCUUUGACGGAUCGAUGAUGUCCCAUGCGGCCACCAAUGCCGGCGGUCCGCUGGGCAGCAAGGCCAGCGGCAAGAGCCUCAACGCCUGCACCUCCAUGUCCAUGCCCCAAAAGCCGAGUUCCCUAAGGGCGACCCCCAGCCGCUGCCCAUGUGAUCUCGCCGAUUCCCCGGUGGAUGAGAAGGCCGAAGCUGAUGUGGAGGUGACCAACGAGAUCUCGGCGCCAUAUGAAGUGCCCCAAUUUCCCAUUGAACAGAUCGAGAAGAAGCUGCAAAUCCAGCGCCAUCUCAAUGAAAAGCAGGCUACAGGACCUAGACCCGUGGCCGCAGCCGCCGUUUUGGCCACAGACAGGGAAUCAUCCAGCAGCACCGAGGGCCGCGAGACCGUCGUUAAUAUGGAGAGAAACGAUGCGGACAUCAACUUUCAGCGGGUCUCCAUUUCGGGUGAGGACACCAGUGGCGUGCCGCUCGAGGAUCUGGAGCGGGCCUCGACCCUGCUGAUCGAGGCACUGCGCCUUCGUAGCCACUACAUGGCCAUGUCGGAUCAAUCGUUUCCCUCGACCACGGCUCGAUUCCUCAAGACAGUGAAGCUCAAGGAUCGCAUCAACAAUCUGCCCGUCAAGGAGGUGUCGGACAUCAUUCGCAAAAUGAGUGUAGCGAACAUACAAGAAUCUGCAGAUGUCCAUUUGAGACAUUCGCCAAUGAAGAUUACAAAUCCGUGGAACGUCGAGUUUCCCAAUGACGAAGAUUUCAAGAUCAAGCCCCUCAACGGAGUGUUUCACAUUUACGAGAAUGAUGACGAAAGCAGUGAGAUCAAAUUCGAAUAUCCAGAUAUGAGCCAAUUCGUGAACGACAUGCAGGUCAUGUGCAAUAUGAUUGCCGAUGGGCCAUUGAAAUCUUUCUGCUAUCGACGUCUCUGCUAUCUGUCGUCCAAGUAUCAGAUGCACGUGCUCCUCAACGAGCUGCGUGAGUUGGCAGCCCAGAAGGCGGUGCCGCAUCGCGAUUUCUACAACACCCGCAAGGUGGACACUCACAUCCAUGCCGCAUCCUGCAUGAACCAGAAGCAUCUGCUGCGUUUCAUCAAGAAGACGCUGAAGAACAACGCCAACGAGGUGGUCACCGUCACCAAUGGCCAGCAAAUGACUCUGGCCCAGGUGUUCCAGUCGAUGAACCUGACCACCUACGACCUGACCGUCGACAUGCUGGACGUCCAUGCCGAUCGCAACACGUUCCAUCGCUUCGACAAGUUCAACUCCAAGUACAAUCCCAUUGGAGAGUCACGGCUCAGGGAGGUCUUCCUCAAGACGGACAACUAUCUGAAUGGCAAAUACUUUGCACAGAUCAUAAAGGAAGUGGCCUUUGAUCUGGAGGAAUCCAAGUACCAGAACGCCGAGCUGCGUCUCUCCAUCUAUGGCAAGUCGCCGGAUGAGUGGUACAAACUGGCCAAGUGGGCCAUCGACAAUGAUGUGUACAGCUGGAACAUUCGCUGGCUCAUCCAAAUACCCCGUCUCUUCGAUAUCUUCAAGUCGAACAAGAUGAUGAAGUCAUUCCAGGAGAUCUUGAACAACAUAUUCCUGCCGCUCUUCGAGGCGACAGCCCGGCCUAGUAAGCAUCCCGAGUUGCAUCGCUUUCUGCAGUACGUGAUCGGAUUCGAUUCGGUGGACGAUGAAUCCAAGCCGGAGAAUCCGCUCUUCGACAACGAUGUGCCCCGUCCGGAGGAGUGGACCUACGAGGAGAAUCCGCCGUAUGCCUACUAUAUCUACUAUAUGUACGCCAACAUGACGGUGCUGAACAAGUUUAGACAAUCGCGCAACAUGAACACCUUUGUGCUGCGGCCCCAUUGCGGCGAGGCUGGACCCGUGCAGCAUCUAGUUUGUGGCUUCCUCAUGGCCGAGAACAUCUCCCACGGGCUCCUGCUACGCAAGGUGCCCGUGCUGCAGUAUCUGUAUUAUCUGACCCAGAUCGGCAUCGCCAUGUCGCCGCUGUCGAACAACUCGCUGUUCCUCAACUACCAUCGCAAUCCGCUGCCAGAGUAUUUGGCCCGUGGCCUCAUCAUUUCCCUCUCCACGGAUGAUCCCUUGCAAUUCCACUUCACCAAGGAACCCCUCAUGGAGGAGUACAGCAUUGCGGCCCAGGUGUGGAAGCUCAGCUCAUGCGACAUGUGCGAGCUGGCCAGGAACAGUGUGAUGAUGAGCGGAUUCCCACAUGCCAUCAAACAGCAGUGGCUGGGACCCAUCUACUACGAGGACGGUAUAAUGGGCAACGACAUCACGCGCACCAAUGUGCCAGAGAUCCGUGUGGCCUAUCGCUAUGAGACACUGCUGGACGAGCUGUCCAACAUCUUCAAGGUGAACCAGACGUGCUCCAUCGCAGACAUGAACGCCACAUAGUCUGGUCCAUGUGGUACAUCUGUUCCAUCGCGUUGCUGUGGCUUCCUAUGCUAACUUAAUGCAAAUUACGCAGAUAUAUACGCUAGUUAUAUACAUAAUUUAAAUGUUUCUGUACUAACCAAAAUGUAAACGCGGCAGACCAAAACCUUUAAAUAUACAAAACUUGUACACGAAACUUA